AUGUAUUCAGGAUUUAUAAAAUUCAGUCAGAUAAAAUGCGCAGGGAAUCAUAUAUAUUUAGGUAAGUGGCAUGAUUUCAAUCAGUGGAAAUAUUUGGCACCUAAUAAUUUAUUAAAUAUUAUCUAUCCAGUAGAAAAAACAAAUAGUAUACAAAUAGGUAAAGAACAAAAUGAUAUCUUUAAUUAUUUAAACACAUCCUAUCAUGGAAAUAUUAUAACCAUUGAUGAUAUAAAUUCUAGUCAUUCUAAAAAUAAUAAAAAAAUUAAUUUAAGAGGUAGUGCUUUUCAUGGACCUGAAAGAACAGAUGUUUUUCGAUUAAUAUUAUAUAAUAGAUUAAAACAAAAACAACCACAAAGAAUUGUUCCAAGUAUUGAACAAAUGAAAGAUGCAAAUAAAUUAGAAGUAUCUAUUGUAUGGUUCUUAUGGUCAUUUGUUAUAUUCUAUUGUGGGAUGUGUAUGUUUGGAAGUAAUUACAUAAUUAAAAAUAAAUCAAAUUCAUUUCCAUGGAUGCCUAAAAGGACCGAUGGCUCCAGAGGGGAGGGUCCAAUGUUCUGGUUUCUUGAAUAA
Messenger RNA from Plasmodium adleri (nom. inval.), 567 nucleotides. RefSeq names its product conserved Plasmodium protein, unknown function. The coding region runs from base 1 to 567 and encodes 188 amino acids. NCBI's taxonomy places the organism in Eukaryota, Apicomplexa, Aconoidasida, Haemosporida, Plasmodiidae. The record is from RefSeq and is a predicted model, not a curated record. The transcript has a single exon.